Messenger RNA from Cloeon dipterum, 2703 nucleotides. RefSeq names its product cell death abnormality protein 8-like. NCBI's taxonomy places the organism in Eukaryota, Metazoa, Arthropoda, Insecta, Ephemeroptera, Baetidae. The coding region runs from base 231 to 2174 and encodes 647 amino acids. Gene Ontology annotation, cellular component: plasma membrane. The transcript is spliced from 5 exons. Gene Ontology annotation, biological process: apoptotic process involved in development; engulfment of apoptotic cell; phosphatidylserine exposure on apoptotic cell surface. The record is from RefSeq and is a predicted model, not a curated record.
CACAAAAGCGUAAAAACAUGCAGGAAUGCAGCCUCCAGUGAUAAUCAUAAUGAGAAGAUUGGAAUGCGAUGGUGAUGUCGUGUAGAUGAGAGUCACCUGAGGAUGCUGCACGACUUUCGACCUUUGCAUCACUAUAUUAGCUGAUGGAGACCCCCAAAUUCACGAAUGUGGUUAAGAGGAGUUGACGUUCAACGCGAAGAAAGGAACAAAAUUACAUCUGAGGGUUUAAAAUGACCUCAGCACAACAUGAGUUUGUGCCACUGUGCGACGUCCUCUUCAACAUCAUCUCCCUUGCAUCGUACUUUUGCGACGUCGUGUUCGACGCCGUCAUGGUGUACGCCCUUUACCAGCAGGGUCAUCUGCUGUGGUGCGUCCUAUCCUUGACCUUUGUGCUGACCUCGAAUCUCCUCUGCCAAAUCAUGUCACUACGAUGGUACCUCCAAAACACCCAAAAGCGCUCGGAGAAAGAGUGCAACAGGAGCAGCAUGGUGAUCCUGCACCUGAUGCAGUGUGGCAUCCUCUGGCGCUAUUUCAAGCUUUUCAUCCCUGUCGACAUGCGAUACAUCAAGCAUGAGGUUCGAGACCUCUGCAUGCUGCGGCUCUUGCACGCGUUUUGCGAAGCAGCGCCCAUGCUGCUUACCCAGCUUUAUCUCUUUUGGGAGAUGGUGUCGCCUAAAGAGUUUUCCGACCUUAAUAAGGUAUCAAUCGCGCUGAGUUUAUUCUCUGUGUGCUGGGCCUUAGCCUCAUUUAGCAAGAAUGUUCGUCUACAAAACGUCCAUCGCCUUAUGCUCACCUGGUUGGGUGUGAUUUUCCAAUUUUUGUGGCGCCUUGGAACCGUCUCUGCCCGAGUUACAUCACUCACUGUUUACGCCACCGUAUACCAACAGUGGGUGCUGCUAGUGAUUAUUAUGCAUUGGCUCACCAUGUUUCUCUGGCUCAUCUUCCCAAGAAAUGUCUUUCAUGGAGAAAAAAUCUCCAAGUCGCGCAAAGUGACCCUGUCAGCGCUUGUCGCUUUAGUCUACGUGUUUUGCUACAUCAAUCUGCAAGAGCAGAAGCCUCGCCGCAAAAUGAUUAUCUUCUAUGUGGUCAUGUUUCUGGAAAAUUCCCUUCUUGUGUCCAUGUGGCUCAUCGGAGUGCAAGGAGUCUCACUCUGGUACAGGGAUAAUGUGCUGAUGCUCAUCUUCCCCGCAUUUGCAUUCGGAAUUUUUUUCAUGCUGAUUUACUACAAAUUCUUCCAUGUUAAACGCCUGCUCCAUACGCAGUCAAACCAAAGCAUUUCUGACCGGAAAACUACCAACGGCUGCCUUCAACGACCGGCACUGCCGCCCAACUGCAACAGCGGCCUGCCGGUGCCUGGUGGCGUCUUCAACUGCCGCUUCAAUCCGGCCAUGAAGCGGAAAAAGAAGAAACCUACCAGUUUUGUGCCUGUGCCAGUGAUGCCGUCGGUGGUGCGACCGCCAAUGCAGCCGUUCUGGAAACGGCCGGUGGCCGCGGUGCUGCCCAGCAUCUCAAGCGAGACCGAAGGCUCCGUGUGCUCGCGGGGCGUCAACAUCCGGCAGAAGUUGCAGGAAAAGAAGCAGCAGCAAAUGGCUGAGCUACGCGUGAUCGAGGAGGAGAUCCAGCAGGGCAAGCUGCAGCAGCGGCCGAAUAACGAGCAGCCACUCAGCCAGCCCAUCCCCAGGGCCAAGAAGCAGCCGUGGCCGGCGUGUAGGCCCUACCUGGUGCCGCCACCGCCUCCUCACAAGCAGCACAGAGCGCACACACCCGAAAUCUUGUUGGCACCCCGCUUCCUCGAUUACCGGGACUGGGACGAGGAGGAGGAAGCCGACAGUUCGGAGGAGAGGCGCCAUGAGAAAGCACUGUAUAAGUCGUACAGGAUUCCGUCCGACAUAGAUAGCCAAAUCUCGUUGCCCCGCUCUUACACACUCCCUAGGGAAUUCAAGUACUACAGGAGAACGCGGAGCAGGAAGAUUAUUAAAUCUGAUCAUUUCAUCACUUCCAACAAUUCUAGUGACGGUGACGUAGAUUCAGUAGACGAAAACGAGGUAGAUGAGCUGCAGCAAAGAAAAUCGCCCAAGCCCCAGGGAAUCUCGAUUCGCACAAUAAAAAGCAGACCUUACCAUCAGAACUUCAAAGGGUACAGCUGUCGGAACACACAUGAAACUCAACUGUAAGAUAUUUGUACAAACGCCAUAACAUUGAAUACUCUCUUUAUUUAUUUGUCUAUAACUCUGUAUAAGGAUUAUCACAGUACACAUCAUAUGUAAACAGCAAUCAAACAUUUUCAUGUCUAUUGAAGGAGGGCUGCUAUCACUUGCUCAAGGAUAGAAAAUGUACUUACAAAAACUUCCUCUUUGAAUGCUAAUUAUCUUAACGUUAUUCCAUUUUAUGCCAGCUGUGCCUAACUUUAUUAUAUUGACAUUGAUAAUAUUAUACUGAAAAUUUUCUUAAUCGCUUUUCCGUAUUAUGAAAAUACAAAGAAAGAUUUAAUUUACUCAAGUAUACAAAAUAUAAUAGUUUGUAAAUGUCUAUAAUCCAUCCAUGUAAUAAGACUGAAUUAUUUUUAAGUGGCUAAACGUAAUUAUUCAAUGAUAAUUUGUGCCUUUAUGAUGAAACAAUUGAUAGCGAAAUUGUCAAAGCGUGCGGCAUUUUUUUCUAAAUCUAUAUUUUAAAAGAAAAAUAAAAAUAUUAUUCUUUUUCGCA